Messenger RNA from Rhodamnia argentea, 754 nucleotides. RefSeq names its product cell wall / vacuolar inhibitor of fructosidase 1-like. The record is from RefSeq and is a predicted model, not a curated record. NCBI's taxonomy places the organism in Eukaryota, Viridiplantae, Streptophyta, Magnoliopsida, Myrtales, Myrtaceae. The transcript has a single exon. Gene Ontology annotation, molecular function: enzyme inhibitor activity. The coding region runs from base 110 to 646 and encodes 178 amino acids. Gene Ontology annotation, biological process: negative regulation of catalytic activity.
CUUCUUGAUGUGUAAGUAAGAAACAUCGGAACUUUGAUCCUAAUCCAUCUUUCAUCCUCCCAUCAAUCUUCAACCUCCUCUUUCUGUUUUUCCUUCAUCAAGUCAAGCAAUGAAGAGCUUCUUCUUCCUUACACCCAUCCUUCUCCUCAACCUGAUCAUUCUAUCUCCGAGAACGCCGGCCCUUUCGCUCGAGAAGAGCGUCGGCUUGAUCGAGAAGACUUGCAAGAAGACGCCAUACCACGAUCUAUGCGUCUCGUCCCUGAGAUCGAGUCCUGGCAGCUCCAACGCGACCGUCCAUGACCUAGCCGGCACGAUACUGAACUUGACCUUGGCGAACACGACCAACAUGUUGAGUUACAUAGAGGCACUGAUCGAUCAGACGGAGGACCCGCAGCUGGAGAGGCCGUUGGACUAUUGCGCCGAGCUGUACAUACCAGUCGUGGAGUACACACUUCCUCAGGCCAUCGUGGCCUUCGACAAGGCUCGGUACAGAUUCGCGGGGUACGGAGUGUCGGACGCAGGGGACCAGGCCGACAAAUGCGAGAAGGAGUUCUCCAAAUCGAUGGCCUCGCCGUUGGGCGAUAGGAAUAAGCUCGUGAGCGAGCUGUGCGACGUGGCUGUGGCUAUUAUCAAGAUGUUGCAGUAAGGUUAAAAAUUUGUCCCCAUUGAUGAUGAUCUCUCUCUUGCAGCAUUCUCUAGAGUUAAGGUGAAACGCGGUAUUUUGAGUGACUGGUCUGAUUCUUCCGAUGAUGAC